AUAAACAACAAUUAUUAGACGUUAAGCAGUGUAAAGAGGUGUGCAGAUGGAUUAAGGUGAACGUCUAUUUACCUUGGACAAGAUGUUAAGCCCUAAUCACUGAGCUAGACCAAUGACCUCUGACUUGGUUAAGGAGGAAGCCAAUGCAGCCUUGUUCCAAGUGCUAACUCCUAAGUGAGGAGGGCCACACGCAACCUGUGAUUAAUAACUCCAAGGGCAACAACUGGUUUCACAUAAGGAGGAUAAAAACACAUCACACUUCUUCAAGGCCAAUGUUGUGCCACUGUGGCGAGGAGGAUGGUGUUGGGGGGCGGGGGGAGGGUUGUUCGAACAGAAGCCCACAUUUAACAUCACUUGGUUGUAAAAUGAUUGCACGGAGCUCUCUGCAUCUUUAAGUGCAUCAUUACAAGCUGUGGGGUUUUUCUCCUUUUCAUUCCUCAUCGACCCGGCGCGGGAAUGUAAAACAAGGCCAUCAAUAUUUUCACAGGGAAUCUUUAUGCACCCUGCGAUUUCUGAUUGCACAGUGCCAGAAUGUCCCCUAAAGUGCGCCCAUUUCAAACGCAUUCAAUGUGUCCCUCUCCAUACAGUUACUGAAGCGGCUUUAGUGCAAAGGUGUUAAGAGAAGGCUCUGUUUGUAUGCAGCACGUGAAAACAAUGAGAAAGUGAAGAGGAAGCGGUGUGACUGUGCAAGAAAAAAAAAAUCACAUAAAAAUCACUUCAAUUCAAAUCUUCUUUGUGUGGCCUGCAUUAACAUGCUGUGACACAAGCGGGGACGGGUCCACGUAAUGACACCCCGGGGAUUUGGCUGCAUGCGGAUGGCGGGAGGACGGCCGGUUUGUUACGGCAGAUCUUUAUUGCUCGUCCCUCCUGUACCAUUCAGGGCUGACUUUGGGCUCGUGGUGCUAACUGGUUGUUAAUUGCCAGCCUAUACACAGGCUUUCAACGCAUGCAGAAACUAGCCCCUCUCAGGGAAACUAGCCUAAUGAGAUUAUCUGUCAGAGCGAGGGUCUGUCUAGACAGCCCCAAUACACACACACACACACACACACACACACACACACACGAUGGGCAGUGCUGCAGGCAUGAGAGGACGCCCUCAGGUAAAAUGUACCUGUGGAAGGAGCGCUACAGUGUUAUCAUCACACCAUUAUGGCUUUGCACGGACUUUCCCUCCCAGCGUUAUUUCUUUUAUGGAGAAAAAAGAUGAGUGUGAGUUCAACAUCAGCAAAUGACAGAGGUGGAGGACUCGAGUCACAGGUCUCAGUUGGAGUUAGAUUGAAGUUACCAAUUUUAGGAGUUGGGACUCCCUUGGCGAAAUGUUAUAAACGACUCGGCUUCACUUUGAAUUGGUAUUCAUGAGAUUUGACUGGAUUUAGACUGUAGUACAUGACCGAACAAGACUUGCCAGUUUACAUUUGAAGAUCUGCACAAAAGUCUGCCAUUUGUUUAAUUUUUGAGAAUAAAAGUUUUUGUGUAUUGCGAGCGAAGCUGGCAAGCCACAGGUAGGCCCAUGCUUUGACAGCAUGAAGCAAGUGUGGCAGGAGACCCAACAUUUAUUGCAUUUAGAUUCAAGAAUAGGGUUUUCGAUAACAUCGAGAAAAACAGAACAGUAACAUACAAAGUUUGUAACUCAAAGACACACGACUACGACAUCUAACUUCAUGACUAUGAAACCUACGGAUGCAGGUCAGCUAGGUUAGCUUCACAUUUUAGCUCACGGAUUGAUGGUCGAACAUGAACUAAGCUUCAUGCUGGUUAUAUGGAGACUAGUUUCGCCUGAAAACUUGAGUGUGUAAACUCGAGACUUAUUUAUGAUUUGCACAUGUCGAACUUAAUCCCACCUCUGUCAAAUGCUAAUUAUUUGGAUUUUUAUGAACCAUCUUCUCAUCACUAGCUAUAUAGCUAGCUAUCUAAACUCUGACAUAACUUCUAUCCCUUUUGCGGGAUUAGGUGACUACCGGUAGGUCAUUUAGCACAUUGCUCACACACACACGCACACACACACACACACACACACACACAUACACACACACACACUUUUUUGUGUGCAGUUGUGUCUGUGUGAAUGAUCUUUACGCAGCUUUUGGUGCCGCUGCCCCUCCAUCCCCGAUCUACAAGCAGGAAAGUACGUCCAUAUUUGUUUAAAAGUCUCUUAGCAGUUAAUAAAGAUGCAUUUCCUCCAACCCUCUUCCUGGGGGGACGGUAUCAAGACUCUGUUAAGUUUCUUUGAUUUCUGCCACCUCCAAUCCCAGCAGGACAUUGACUCAUCAUUGUGGCACUUCAAAGCCUGGGAAUGGCCGGCCUGACCCCACCCACAGCAGAAGCCCCCUUAAAAGUCACGGUCAUCCCAGAGCGAACAACUGAAAGAUGCUCACAUCAGCGAUGCAACUUGACUGAAUGACUGGAUGUCUUUUUUUGUUUUUGUUUUUUUUUUUUUUGCAAGAGAAAAAGAACAGUGGAUAUCAUUACGUGGAUUCCUUAUUGGCCCUCUAAACUGGACUUUUUUUGGUAAUAUACAUUACGCUUGAGAAUCGUGAUCAUGCAGUCCAUCAGGGACUUGAAGGCAAACUUCAGCGGCCCUCCUCCCUCUGCCAUGGCUUCGGGUGAUGCUUAUCUCCAGGGCAACAUCCGCAUGACUCUGGAGGACCCCGAUCUCUGGCGAACCUUCCAUGAGAUUGGAACAGAGAUGAUCAUCACAAAACCGGGCAGGAGAAUGUUUCCACACUGCAAAGUCAAUCUGUCUGGUCUGAUUCCUUGCGCCAAGUACAUUUUACUGGUUGAUAUGGUGCCAGAGGAUAGCUUCAGAUAUAAGUGGAAUAAAGAGAAAUGGGAGGUGGCGGGAAAAGCGGAGCCUCAGCCCCCCUGCAGGACGUACCUGCACCCCGACUCUCCGGCCCCGGGGAGCCACUGGAUGAAACAGUCCAUCUCCUUCCUCAAGCUCAAGCUCACCAAUAAUACUCUCGACCAACACGGCCACAUUAUCUUGCACUCGAUGCAUCGCUACCACCCGCGCUUCCACAUCGUUCAAGCCGAUGACCUGUUCAGCGUCCGCUGGAGCGUUUUCCAGACUUUCACCUUCCCGGAGACGUCUUUCACAGCAGUCACUGCAUACCAGAACACAAAGAUCACCAAGCUGAAGAUUGACCAUAACCCGUUCGCCAAAGGUUUUCGUGACGAAGGCACAACUAAGAAAAGGCGCGCAAACAAGAACCCGGGCGAACUCGACAAGAAAGUCAAACUUUCUGAAAUGAACGGGAAGUCUGAGGAGGACAGCCCAUCAGAUUUCUGCAGGUCGUCUUUUGAGGGUUACGAAGGAGACGAAGCAGAGCUGCAAAAGAGGAAGGAGGCGGACGAGAUCAAGGAGAAGCGCUACUCCCCUUGGUCCGCAGAGAGGAGGGAGCACAGCGCCAGGAACGGCUCUCCUCCUGCUGCUGAAACACGGGACAUUUACAACACCGAGCAACUGGUUCCUGCGCCGGCAUCCUAUCAGCCUUACAGGUUCCACGAUUAUGGAAAGUCUCCCUCCCCGUCCUCCAGCGUCGGCAGCAGCGCCAGCGGCUCGGGGCGCAGCAGCUUCGAGUCGCGCGUCCCCGACGUGGCGGUCCCUGACCACGACUCCUCAAAACCCGGCACGCAAGAGGGGGCCCCCUCCCCUUGCGCCCCUCAGCAUUUCCCAAGCACCCAAGACUACCCCGGUGUGCUCAACAUGACUGUGGCCCAGGCAAGCAAGCCGGGCGUUCUGGGCCACCACAUCUACGGCCCUUACGGCGCCGAGCAGCCCCUGGGUCAGUGGAGCGGCUCGGGUCCGGCCCAGUACCCGCCUCCUCACCACCUGACCGCCGAUUACACCGCGCAAGCCGUGCAUCCCUAUCCCCAUGGCAACGUGACCGAGUGGAGCCAGUACCCGCUGUUCUCUUAUUCUUGCUGGUGAGCGCCUCUCCGUUGGAGACGGAGUGAUUUUCACCAUGCUGACACGGUGUUGCUCACAGUGCCAUGCGUACACGUUUACACGCAGUGACCGGCCAAGGCCUGCAAUGACGAUACAAUAAUCGGUGAUAUCAUGCAAUGAGUCGUCUGCGGCUCACACAGGAUGAACUGAGACUUGCUAUGACUACAAAAGUGUGCAAUGUCAUUUUGAGGAAUUGGUCUAUUGUCGAGGUGUCUAUUUAUUUUGUAUUUCAUGCCAUCUCAUCGUGAAUAUAUUUUUGUUAAAAAAUGUAAAAAAGGGAAAACUCAGAAAGAGAAAGAAAGUAAUCAUAAGAAAGUGUGCAAUUAAUUUUAUGUCUUCCAGUGUUGAUGUGAUCUGAAAAUAAAUGUGGUGUCUUUUAAAAUCGGACUUUGCCACAACAUUCACUUUAAAUGUAUUUUAGAUUAGAUUCUGGCUCUUUGUCAUUACAUUUCUCACAGGUACGAGGCAACAAUAACAGACUGAAGAUUGUGUCAACAUUAAUUCAA
Hippocampus comes (tiger tail seahorse) is the source of this 4455-nucleotide messenger RNA. It is a transcript of the gene tbx16, whose product is annotated as T-box transcription factor 16. The record is from RefSeq and is a predicted model, not a curated record. Gene Ontology annotation, cellular component: chromatin; nucleus. Gene Ontology annotation, biological process: regulation of transcription by RNA polymerase II; heart morphogenesis; pattern specification process. Gene Ontology annotation, molecular function: DNA-binding transcription factor activity, RNA polymerase II-specific; RNA polymerase II cis-regulatory region sequence-specific DNA binding. The transcript is spliced from 9 exons. Lineage: Eukaryota; Metazoa; Chordata; Actinopteri; Syngnathiformes; Syngnathidae. Bases 2540 to 3931 code for a protein of 463 amino acids.